GCGGCUGGCGACGCCUGCGCAGUGCGGUCGCGGUCCUCGGAGCCUUGCACCGGGCCACUCUAGAGAUGGCGGACGAGGUGGGCACCCUGAUGAAGGCCACGGUCCUGAUGCGGCAGCCCCAGCGGGUGCAGGAGAUCGUGGGCGCUCUCCGCCGGGGCGGGGGAGACCGGCUGCAGGUGAUUUCUGAUUUUGACAUGACCUUGAGCAGGUUUGCAUAUAAUGGAAAGAGAUGCCCUUCUUCCUACAAUAUUCUGGAUAACAGCAAGAUCAUCAGUGAGGAGUGUCGAAAAGAGCUCGCGGCACUCUUUCACCACUAUUACCCCAUUGAGAUUGACCCACACCGGCCUAUCAAAGAAAAGUUGCCACAUAUGGUGGAGUGGUGGACCAAGGCGCACAACCUUUUGUGUCAGCAGAGGAUUCAGAAGUCUCAGCUAGCACAGGUGGUCGGAGAGUCCACUGCAAUGCUCAGGGAGGGGUAUAAGAUAUUCUUCAACACACUCUGUCAAAACAACAUUCCUCUUUUCAUCUUUUCUGCCGGCAUUGGAGACAUCCUGGAAGAAAUUAUCCGACAGAUGAAAGUGCUCCACCCUAACAUCCACAUUGUGUCUAACUACAUGGACUUCAGUGAAGACGGUUUCCUACAGGGAUUCAAGGGCCAGCUCAUCCACACGUACAACAAGAACAGCUGUGUGUGUGAGAACUCCAGUUACUUCCAGCAGCUUCAGGGCAAAACCAACAUCCUCCUGCUUGGAGAUUCCAUGGGGGACCUCACUAUGGCUGAUGGGAUUCCUGGGGUGCAGAACAUUCUCAAGAUUGGAUUCCUAAAUGACAAGGUGGAGGAACAGCGGGAGUGCUAUAUGGAUUCCUAUGACAUUGUCUUGGAGAAGGACGAGACACUGGACGUGGUCAACGGGCUGCUGCAGUAUAUCCUGAGCCAGGGGGACCACAUGGAGAUGCAGGGCACCUAAGGGCGCAGGCCUCUGCCAGACUGCAGGCAUGAGGAGGAAGAGCGCCUCCCCACGGUACCACUGUGCUGUGAGCAGAGAAAAGUGCAGGGUGGCCCAGAGCUGGUGGCCCUCCCCUCCCUGCCUUCUCCUCCCCCCAUGCCUUUGCCUUCUUCCUGGUUACCAGAGGUUUGAGGUAGGCCCAGGCCAGUAAGUAUGGUUCAAGAUGAACUGUGGACCACAGCAUGUCACCAUUCUAUGGUCAUCCAAUUCAGGGAUUCUUUUUAAAAAUUUUUUUAGGGCUGGGAAUGUAGCUCAGUGGUAGAGCACUUGCCUAGCAUGUGCGAGUUCCUGGAUUCCAUCCCAGAAUACCAAAAGAGGAAAAACAAAAUUUUUUUUUGUAAACAUGGGAAGCUAUACUUCAGAAAUAUAUAAUGUGUAAAAAGAGUAAAGGUAACAAAUGAAAAGACAAAGCUGUUCUGAUUUAGGGUGUGUGUAAGUGGGUUAGGGGCAAGUGGGGGAGAGCCUAACCUCUUGGCCCUGGACACACACAGGAACCUCCGAGAAGCCUCUGGGCUUCAAAGUUUGAGAACCAUAGUGAAGCAGCGCAGAAGCCAUCUGAGUACAGCCUG
This is a messenger RNA of Castor canadensis (American beaver), 1576 nucleotides long. It is a transcript of the gene Nt5c3b, whose product is annotated as 5'-nucleotidase, cytosolic IIIB. Gene Ontology annotation, cellular component: cytoplasm. NCBI's taxonomy places the organism in Eukaryota, Metazoa, Chordata, Mammalia, Rodentia, Castoridae. The record is from RefSeq and is a predicted model, not a curated record. Gene Ontology annotation, molecular function: magnesium ion binding; 5'-nucleotidase activity.